CGUUCAUGUUAAUAAUAUCAAGUUUCAUCCUCUCAUUGCACUAAUGAUUUAUCAAGUUCAUAGCUGGGCCCGGAAGUAGGUCUUUAUAUUGCCUGAAAAUUCACAAUUAAACCAACUAUUCAACCUGUAAAAUACAUCCUGUACUUGCAAGCGAAACAUUACAUUAACAAGGUCAUGCAACGAUACAUCACCAUACUCAUCGCUACAGUAUUGCUUUUAUGUGAUGGAGAACAAUCGUAUGGUUCGUCGCUCAAAAAUCAUCGUGAACAAGAGCAUUAUCGUGACGAAGAUUAUCCAUUUAUGAACGUCUCUCUUCCAUGGGAUGUCAGAGUAGAUGAUUUGGUAGGACGAUUGACACUGGAGGAAAUUAUUGAUCAGAUGUCGCAUGGAAGUUGGAGGGAAGGAGGCCCUGCUCCAGCUAUUCCUAGGUUGAAUAUCGGCCCUUAUCAGUUUGGAACAGAAUGUUUAAGUGGCGAUGUGCAAGCCGGGAAUGCAACGUCGUUUCCAAUGUCCAUUGGCAUGGCAGCAACUUUCGAUCCUGGCUUAAUAUUCCAAGUUGCCCGAGCGACAGGUGUCGAAGUUAGAGCAAAGCAUAACAGUUACGUUAAAGAAAAGGAGUAUGGAAUGCAUACUGGACUCAGCUGUUGGAGUCCAGUAAUCAACAUUAUGCGUCAUCCAUUGUGGGGAAGAAAUCAAGAGACGUACGGAGAGGAUCCCUACCUCACAUCAAUCCUAGGACAACACUUCGUUUAUGGGCUUCAGGCAGAUCACCCAAGAUACGUAUUGGCCAACGCAGGCUGUAAACAUUUUGACGCAUAUGGCGGACCGGAAAAUAUUCCUCAAAGUAGAUUCAGCUUCAAUGCACAGGUCAGCGAUCGAGACUGGUACAUGACAUUCUUACCACAGUUCAAGGCAUGUGUCGAAGCGGGAACCUACAGCAUCAUGUGUAGUUACAACAGUGUGAAUGGUGUUCCAGCUUGUGCAAGUAAAGAAUUGCUCAUCGAUAUACUAAGAACAAAAUGGAAAUUCAAAGGUUAUGUUAUCAGCGACGAAGGUGCAUUAGAGUUUAUUUUGAGUUUCCAUAAGUACACGAAGAAUGAGGUUGAAACGGCAGCUGCGGCUGUGAAUGCUGGGUGCAAUCUGGAGCUUGGUCUGCCUUCUUUGAAGAAGAAUAUUUACAGUUAUUUAGGAGAGGCUGUGACUAAGAAAUUGGUAAACGAAUCAACGUUACGAGAUCUUGUUAAGCCAUCGUUUUAUACGAGAAUGAGACUGGGAGAAUUUGAUCCAGCAGGAAUGAAUCCAUACACAAGCCUUAAUUUGUCCGUGGUACAGAGCAUUGAACACCGGAGGUUAUCGUUGGAAGCAACGGUCAAAUCGUAUGUCAUGCUGAAAAAUGACAAAAAUUUAUUACCAUUGAAAGAUUUGUCGAUGAAUAUAACACUUCUUGGGCCAUUUGCAAAUAACAUCUCAGGACUGUUUGGAGAUUAUUCACCAAACAAUACGAAAUCUUACGUGUCUACACCGUAUUCAGAACUUUCUUUGAUCAUGGGCGAAAAGUUGACGUAUUUACCUGGCUGUUCGGACCCCAAAUGCAGUACAUAUUUUCCUGGACCUGUGAUUGAUGCAGCGAAAAUGUCGGAUUUGGUCAUCGUUUGUCUUGGGACAGGUAUAACAAUUGAGGCAGAAGGGAGAGAUAGAUCAGACCUCUCGUUACCUGGUCAUCAACUACAAUUACUACAAGACGCCGUGUCGGUGGGGAGACCAACCAUACUCGUGCUGUACAACGCUGGGCCGGUAGACAUUUCCUGGGCAAAGGCAAAAGUUCCUGUGAUCAUGUUGAAUUUCCUGCCGGGUCAAAACGCGGGCAAAGCAUUGGUCGCGGUGCUUCUUGGAUAUGAGAAUCCUGCAGGACGUCUACCGUAUACCUGGCCCGCUAGCAUGAGUCAGGUUCCUGAUAUGACCAACUAUUCGAUGGACGGACGCACAUACAGAUACUUCAAAGGUGACCCACUCUACCCAUUUGGAUACGGCCUUUCCUACACGAACUUCAGCUAUUCAAAUAUCGUGGUACCCAAGGAGAUAAAACCUUGCGAUCAGGCGGUGGUCACAGCAGAACUGCGUAACAUUGGAAACAGGAAUGGAGACGAGGUCACCCAAUUGUACAUCAACUGGCCUAAAGCCACGGUACCAGUACCACAAAUGCAACUAGUUGGUGUUAAAAGGACGUUCCUAGAAGCAUCUCAAUCGAUCGAAUUGUCAUUUACAAUCGAAGCAGCACAGUUUGCUGUUUAUACAGAUCAAAUGGUCAUCGAGCCCGGUCCAAUAAACGUCUACCUAGGUGGUCAGCAGUAUGGCCAGAAGACGUCCGCUCCCUCCAACGUACUUCAUGCUGUCAUCACCAUAGAUGGAACAGAACCUGUACCAAUCAGUCAAUGUCUUGGGGACGUUACAGCGUAAAUUUAAAAGGAAAAGAACAACCCACAAAACAAAUACUUAUCAUCAAAAUAUACAAAUAAUGACGACAAAAACACAAGCGAUUAUUCACGAUAUAUUUUAAUGACUUAAAUACUAUUCUGAAUAAAAUACGAUGCUAAAAUGAUUCAUUACUCUUGGAUAUGUUAAUAUAUUAAUUUACACUUUAUACAAUAGAUAUGUUCGAUUAAAUAUAU
Messenger RNA from Dendronephthya gigantea, 2669 nucleotides. Its product is annotated as probable beta-D-xylosidase 6. Gene Ontology annotation, biological process: xylan catabolic process; arabinan catabolic process. The transcript is spliced from 21 exons. Gene Ontology annotation, cellular component: plant-type cell wall. Lineage: Eukaryota; Metazoa; Cnidaria; Anthozoa; Malacalcyonacea; Nephtheidae. Gene Ontology annotation, molecular function: xylan 1,4-beta-xylosidase activity; alpha-L-arabinofuranosidase activity. The record is from RefSeq and is a predicted model, not a curated record. The coding region runs from base 175 to 2457 and encodes 760 amino acids.